UAGUUUUGCUAGGAGAGAUGUUGUUGAGAUGAUAGAUGCUGUUGUAGAUGAUGGGAGUGAUUCGGAUGAGAAGUCGUCUCUCUUUAUAUGUUCCACUGUCACAUCGUGAAAUGUCUCCAACAGCGAGUCUCCCAUUGUCCUGAUCAUUUGAUUCGGGAGUCACGGAGCACGGUGUCUGCUUUCUUCUCUCCCAACAUUGUAUGCCAUCAACAAGUGCACACGGGGCACUGUUUGAAAUAUCGUCCCAUCGUGCCGGGGUUUGGCACGCUGAUAAGGUGGGCUUGAGCGUUGCAGAUGUGGAGGAGACGUGAGGAGUACUGCAUAAGGCGACAAGCCAAGCCCCUCAUA
Messenger RNA from Aspergillus vadensis CBS 113365, 348 nucleotides. RefSeq lists its product as uncharacterized. The transcript has a single exon. Bases 88 to 285 code for a protein of 65 amino acids. The record is from RefSeq and is a predicted model, not a curated record. NCBI's taxonomy places the organism in Eukaryota, Fungi, Ascomycota, Eurotiomycetes, Eurotiales, Aspergillaceae.